AUGGCACCUGUUAGCGACCGGCAGCGCAAACCCCCUGUCAUUCGCCUCUGUUCCAGCUCCUCGUCGAAGUCAUCAGAAGACAGUAGCGACGAUGAUGAAGUUGAAGAAAUCAGUGGAGACGAAAGCAGUUAUAGCAACAACGAAGAGGAGGACGACGGCGGCGGCGAGGAGGAAGAGGAAGAGGGAGAGGGAGAGGAUGAGGAUGAGGAGUCACUCUGCGAAAGAGUCAUUUCUCUUCUUAAAGAAGGGAAUGGAUUAGAGGGUUUGUAUGUAAAACAUUGUAAAGCAUAUUUACGCAAGUAUGGACUUCGGCUAGCUGGAACGAAGGCGGUUUGUAUACAAAGAAUCAAGGAGCAUUGGAGAUUUAGUAAAGUCACAAGACAUGGAGAGAUUCUCGGGAUGAGAACUGUAGCAGGCAGGAUUGUUAAGGAAAGCUAUGGUUCUGCCAAACAACAGCAUACAUUUUCGGUUGAAGUACUGUGGAGCAAAGGGGUUGAGAAACUGCCUCCACUUUCUCCUUUGCUUGUGAAAGGCCGGAAUCUCUACAAAUUGAGAACUUUCAGACAAUGUUGGGAUAACGAAGCAGAAAGACAGAAAGUCCUUGCUGAAAAGCACGAACGAGGUGCAGCAGCAAGACGUAUGAGAACAACGAGGAAAUCUAAGAUGACAUGGUCUGAAAAUGGAGGAGAUGCAAAGUGUCAUAAUCGUUCCCAUCAUGGAAGACCAUCUCAAUCGAGAAAGAGAAAGACAGCUGAACUAGAAAAGAGGAAGCAUGUUGAUGUACAUGGAAGGGACACGUUGCAGCUACGUGAAACGUAUAACAAGCAUCACCAGCAGCCCCUGGCGCAACUGGAUUUCAACAGAAAUAUGAACUUACACGGAUCUAAAACUCCUUUGAUCAAUGUUGAUAUGGGCCCAACUCUUCAGGCUCGUGCAUUUACUACCCAAGAUCCUUGCAUAUCACAAGUAGAACCGCAUCAAAGGAGAGUCCCAUUCCAUCCCUCUCUUCAUGACAGGGGCACCUCAACAACUGUGAUGACAUUGCCUCCUUGGAGGCCCUAUGCCGAUACAGUGCCUGCACAAUAUCAGGGGCUUAGUCAAAACAGUAGAAUCAAUUACGACUAUGCAAAUCCUUGCAUAUCACAAGUAGAACCACAUCAAAGGAGUGUGCCGUUCCAUCCCUCUCUUCAUGAUAGGGGCACCUCAACAACUUUGAUGACAUUGCCUCCUUGGAGGCCCUAUGCUGAUACAGUGCCUGCACAAUAUCAGGGGCUUAGUCAAAAUAGUAGAACCAAUUAUGACUAUGCAAAUCCUUGCUACAACUUUGAAAGGAGUUUGAACCACACACCAGAUUUUAUUAACAGUGACAGGCCAUUACAUCGAUUUCCUCAAAGAAUAGAGACUCCUUCCUGUUCUGACCACAUGGAAGGCCGUGGGACAAUUAAGGUGGAUGCAUCCUUCAAGUGGAAGCAAAAAGAGAUUACCAACCUAUCACAUGGCCGCGGAAUAAAAGAGUGUGGCCUGGUGAAUAGGAGCUAG
Messenger RNA from Dovyalis caffra, 1539 nucleotides. The record is from the annotation of a GenBank genome assembly. NCBI's taxonomy places the organism in Eukaryota, Viridiplantae, Streptophyta, Magnoliopsida, Malpighiales, Salicaceae.